AUGGGGCAGAGCAUGGGCGCCCCGCGCUGCCGGGGGCGCGGGCCGGGGGCUGCCGGCCGCGGGCAGAGCCAGCGCCGCCGUCCCGCUGCCGGGGCCGCUGCCGGCCGCCCAUCACGGCGCGCCCCGCAGCCGCCGCCGCGGCAGCCCGCGGGCCGCUCGGGCGCUCCGCAUGCCGGGGCCGGGCGGCUCCGCGGGGAGCGCGGCGGGGAGCGGUCGGCAACAGAAUUCAGCGUCCAUGUUCCUGUUCCCCAGCUGACACUCUGCAGGCUCCGCACACACCAGUGGUGCUUCAUCCUCUGCAAUGUCCUGCUCUUCCACGUGCUGCUCUUUGGGGCAGACCUACUGGAGCAGUACUUCCUGCAGUCCCUGCCUCUCUCUUACACCGAUGCAAAGGCUCUGGAGAUCAGGGAGAGGGCCAGGAAGCUGGAUCUGGAUCCUCUGAAGGCCAACCUCUCUUACACCAGCAGCAGUGCAGCGACUUGCCCCAAGCAGGAGAUAUUUCUGCUCAUUGUUGUCUGCAGCAGCCCGGAGAACAGGACGAGGCGCAACGCCAUCAGGCAGACCUGGGGCAACGCCACGGGCUCCAGGGGCUACAGUGUCCUGACUGUGUUUGCUGUAGGAAAGGCAGCUUCAGCAAGCACCCAGCUGGAGAUCAAGGAGGAGGCUCAAAGGCACCGAGACAUUAUUGAGGGCAGUUUCAUCGACUCCCCCCAGACACAGACACAGAAGAUGCUGAUGAGCGUGGAGUGGACGGUGACCUUCUGCCCCAGUGCCAGGUACAUCCUUCACACAGCCCAGGACGUGUUUGUGGGUGUUCCCAGCCUGGCUGGGUACCUGCUGAGCUUAGCCCAGCAGGAGGACAUCUACCUUGGCAGGGUGGUUCAUCACGGAGUGCCUGACAGGGACCCCCAGAGCCCUGCCUUUGUCCCCAUCCAUGAGUACCCCGAGCAGUUCUACCCGGAUUUCUGCCACGGCAGCGCUUUCCUCAUGUCCCAGGACGUGGCUCGCAAGGUUUACGUGGCUGCCAGGGAGGUGCCACUGGCACUGCCCCCCGCUGCCUUUGUGGGAAUCUGUGCUAAGAGAGCUGGCAUCACUGCCAGGCACAGCUCCCGCUUCGCUGGGGACAGGCACAUCAGCUACAACCCGUGCUGCUAUAAAUUCAUUUUCACCUCUUCUGACAUGAGGGAGGACGAGCUGUUUAAGGACUGGAAGGAAACGAGCGAUGGGGAGGAUUGUUCCUUACUGGAAACCUACUACAGCCUGGUGUCCUGCAAGGUUCUGACCUACAUUGAUAAGUUCAAACAGUUCAACUUGGAUAGGAUAAAAAAUGAGCUCCUUCAUUUUGUCAAUUAAUGUUGAACUUCUGCAAGAACAGGCUGGAUUUUCUUUCAUCGGCUGUGUUAUCCUGGUAACAUUUAGUACAAAGGAUGCCCUCCCAAAGUUUGCUCUUUUCCCUUCAGCAGCAAAUGAAUUCUCACUGUUACAGUGUGACAGAGCAGAACUGGGUGUCCUCUGCCUCUCUACAAGUGCAUGCAUGGAAGUAAAAAAGGGUAUUCCAACAGACUUCUCUGUAUCCAUGGUUUUUCAGACUUUUGAGUCUUCAAAACUGAGUGAGGCAUCACCUACUUCCAAAGAAUUCUGGAGCAAAGGGGAAGCUUUCCAUCUACAAAAGGAGCUGCUUUUGAGCAGACUGGUUCAGAGAGAAACAGAGCAGCUCCAGCAGGAACAGACACUGAGCCAUCAUGGGAAUUCCUCAAGUAAUGCUGUUUGUUAGCAUCCAUCAAAUGACAAGGUUUGGUUUGGGAUUUUUUUGUUUUUUAAACCAAAUGUUCAGCAUGUUACCUCAAUUCUCCAGCAUUCCAUUUUGUGGUUUUCCUCAAUUAUUUCCACCUGUUACUUUAAGGGGGGGAUGACAAAAACAACACACUUCAGAAUUGUCAUUUAUAUCAGAUACAGCAGCAGCAUGUAAUCCAUAUGGCAAUGUACAGCAUGGGCAGGGAACUGCCUCUGAGUAAUAGGGGGAAAGUGAUCAAUUAAUCAAUCAACACUGAGCUCAAAGCUCAACAAAAUAAAGCAUAUGUGUAUACAUAAAAAAAAUCCCCUUGUUUGGCAUCUCUGCACAUUCUAAAAUAUUGUCUUUGGCAAUUGUACCAUGCAAAGCAGAUGCUAAAUACUCAGCACACAGAGUAGCCUUCAAAAGCACCAGCUGAAAACACACAUGGAAGAGGCUCAUGAAUUGCAGAACAGGUUUAUAUAUUGAUUUCUUUUACUGACAUUUCAGCAUAUGGCUCAUCCAGAGCCACCAGCACACAAAGCCACCUAAAAUAACAGAGCUGAACUGCUCAGAACAAGUGCAAGCUAAGGACUUCUACACUCUUUUAUUUCCUUUUUAGUGCUUUAAAGUGUUUGUUGGAUGCAGGAUCCAUGAAGCUCCAGUGCUCUCCCCACUCCUGAGACACUGCAGGGCAUUUCUCACUGGCAGAUCUUUAUUGGGCACAUUUAGGGUAACAGCAGCAGCAAUGGGAUGCAGGAUGACAACAACUCAGGGACAUCUUGGGCAACAAGGCACCUCACCUGCAUUCAGACAGCUUAGCAAACAUUAAGGGAUCUCCCCCAGCUCCUCUGGGCAGCAAUUUUUGUCAGGCAAUGCCAGCUGCCAGAGUUCCUGCAGGACAGGAGCUCCUGCUACCCCUGGUAGCACAGGGACAUGGGAACAGGACUCCCCACAGUCACACAUUACUAAAAGAAGCCCCAAAGCACUAAUUUCAUGUUUUAUUCUGCUCCCCCUCAACAAAAAGAACACAAGGCUUUGAUAGAAAGUACCCUGUGGUUUCUGUUUAUGGGCAAAGACACACCACAGCUCAUGGAGUGCCCAGCCACUCCUGAUUCUCUGCCACAGCUCUGACAUCUUCCAAAGAAGAUUCCAACUUCCUAAGAUGCCACAUUUCCAUACUCCCACUUCAUUCACUCCCUCCAACACAAGAGCUCCAUGUUCUUACCCCUUUUAAUCAUCUAACUCAGGUAACUAAAAUACCACAUUUCUUUAAAUAACACUUUAAAAAUUGUAUCUCUGUUAAAAAAUAGUGUAAACAAUUCAAGAUUUGGUUCUGAAGUAGCCUUGUAGUGCUCCAGCCACUAAACUGAGCUGCCACCCCACAGCACAGCCAGCCAGGGACACAAAGCUCCCUGGUGGGUUUGAUCC
Serinus canaria (Common canary) is the source of this 3202-nucleotide messenger RNA. RefSeq names its product beta-1,3-galactosyltransferase 9 (gene B3GALT9). Gene Ontology annotation, molecular function: hexosyltransferase activity. The transcript is spliced from 2 exons. The coding region runs from base 1 to 1353 and encodes 450 amino acids. The record is from RefSeq and is a predicted model, not a curated record. NCBI's taxonomy places the organism in Eukaryota, Metazoa, Chordata, Aves, Passeriformes, Fringillidae. Gene Ontology annotation, cellular component: membrane.